Tachysurus vachellii is the source of this 1162-nucleotide messenger RNA. RefSeq names its product transmembrane 4 L6 family member 5. The record is from RefSeq and is a predicted model, not a curated record. NCBI's taxonomy places the organism in Eukaryota, Metazoa, Chordata, Actinopteri, Siluriformes, Bagridae. The coding region runs from base 108 to 710 and encodes 200 amino acids. Gene Ontology annotation, cellular component: membrane. The transcript has 6 exons.
GGAUUUCUCACACACUCCUGUUAACCAAACACAACGCUUGCUCUCUCCACCCUGUGACACACAACUAGCUUUCUACUUCUCUGGUACAGGUUCAUUGCAGUGCAAAGAUGUGUUCCAUCUGCAGCUCAAAAUAUCUGCCUGUGGUCAUGAUUCUUCUGGCAGUAGUGAGCACGCUGGCCAAUCUGCUCCUGCUUUUCCCUGGAUUCACUUAUAAAUACCUGUUGGAAAAUAAUAUUACUCCAGAGGCAACAUGGUGCACAGGAAUAUGGGCUUCUGGAUUUGUAGCGCUUGUGGCUAUUCGUGGCUUUGGAUCAAAUGAUACAAAAAAAGGAUGCUGUCAGUUCAGAGCAAAUAUGCUGUGCCGAGUAGCCUACGCAGUUGUGGCUUUGGUUUUUGCCGGCCUCUGUUUCCAGUUCAACAGUACGGGACUGACAAGAGGACCAUUGUGUCUGCACAACGGAACUGAGGGUCUUAAGUGGGACAGACCCCUGAGACUUAUGAAUCUGGAUGCAAAAAGUUAUCUGUAUGAGCCAGAGAGAUGGGCCUCUGCCUGUGAGGAGCCUCAUGAUGUUAUAGUGUGGAACAUUGUCCUGUUCGCUACCAUCAUGGCAGUCAAUGGACUUCAGGCUAUAUUCUGUGUUGUGCAGAUCCUUAGUGCUGUACACGGUGCGAUAUUUGGACCUGGAAAGAACAAGGUUAUUCAUGCUUGAAGAACCCAAAGGACUGUUUUAAUCCCUGAAACUGAUUGUAUGCACCUUUACUUUUCAAUGGCUGAAGAGCCUACACAAUUAUUGUGUAUAGUUCCUGCGUGCAGCACUUUGCAGAGAGACGCAGACUUUCUUAGCUGGUGCUCUCAAGGUGCAACCCAGGGCACAACACCAGCGGAGAAGAGCUCAAAAUUUUUUAUGUACAUCUUUGAUCUUGGAAUUUUCUGUUUUCAGUGCAUAAGUUUAAGUGUUUCAGUACUUCAGUAUCUCCACUUCAGUGUAGAUAAAAUACAGUUGCAUUUUCAUUGCUUUACCAGUCUGAAAUGGUUUGAGCUGAACUUGUUUUCCUGUUACAAUACCCUAGAGGUCGCUGUAGCUGCACUAUUUUUGCUUUUACUCAGUACAAGGUUGGAGAAAGCAGAAAAUAGAAAUCUAUGUGUAAGUAAAAAAUUGUU